CGACAGGUAGUAUAAAAUGCUGUUCAAUUCGUAUCCUAAAUCAGUCGAAGCUGCUCAGUGCUCAAUUACAGUACUUUGUGAGCAGCUGAAGUUCCUCAGUAAUCUUAUUUCAAUAUGGGUGUAUUUAAAAUGUUGCUCUUAGUGGUAUCGCUGAUAGCGUACUCUAAUUCAGCUUCCGUCCAUGGUGGUCAUGGUGGUCAUGUUGGUCGCGGUGAUCAUGGUGAUCAUCACAUGAAUAGACGGAGUGCACAAUACUACACCACUGCAGCUCCCUACUACACUACUGUCGCAUCUUACUACACCGAGGCUCCGUAUUACACUACGCCAGCUGCUUACUACAGCGAGGCUCCGUAUUACACUACGCCAGCUGUAUACUACAAGGAGGUGUAUGGACACCGUGCAAUGAAGCGCAGUGUUCCAGCUCAGCAGGCAGCCCCAUACUACACCACGGCAGCCCCGUACUACACCACGGCAGCCCCGUACUACACCACGGCAGCCCCAUACUACACCACGGCAGCCCCAUACUACACCACUCCGUAUAUCACAACUGCGGCUUACUAUUCCGGUGGAUACGGUCAUCAUGCGAAGAAACGUAGUCCACAAGGUAUGCCACCCGCAAUGCGUGUUCAGGCGCCAUACUACAAUGCACCACCUGCAACGACAGCUCCUUCGUAUACGGUGCCAUACUACACCACUGCCGCCCCCUACUAUACUGAGGCUCCGUACUACACCACUGCUGCCCCCUACUACACCACUGCUGCCCCCUACUACACUGAGGCUCCAUACUAUCCAACUGCCGCCCCCUACUACACUGAGGCUCCAUACUAUCCCACUGCCGCUCCAUACUACACUGAGGCUCCAUACUACACCACUGCUGCCCCUUACUACACUGAGGCUCCGUACUACAUCACUGCUGCCCCUUACUACACUGAGGCUCCGUACUAUCCCACUGCCGCUCCCUACUACACUGAGGCUCCGUACUACACCACUGCUGCCCCUUACCACACUGAGGCUCCGUACUACACCACUGCUGCCCCUUACUACACUGAGGCUCCGUACUACACCACUGCUGCCCCUUACUACACUGAGGCUCCGUACUACACCACUGCUGCCCCUUACUACACUGAGGCUCCGUACUACACCACUGCUGCCCCUUACUACACUGAGGCUCCGUACUACACCACUGCUGCCCCUUACUACACUGAGGCUCCGUACUACACCACUGCUGCCCCUUACUACACUGAGGCUCCGUACUACACCACUGCUGUCCCUUACUACACUGAGGCUCCGUAUUACACCACUGCUGCCCCCUACUACUCUGAGGCUCCGUAUUACACCACUGCUGCCCCCUACUACACUGAGGCUCCGUACUACACCACUGCUGCUCCCUACUACACUGAGGCUCCGUACUACACCACUGCUGCUCCCUACUACACUGAGGCUCCGUACUACACCACUGCUGCUCCCUACUACACUGAGGCUCCGUACUACACCACUGCUGCUCCCUACUACACUGAGGCUCCGUACUAUCCCACUACUGCCCCUUACUACACUGAGGCUCCGUACUACACCACUGCUGCCCCUUACUACACCACUGCUGCCCCUUACUACACCACUGCUGCCCCUUACUACACUGAGGCUCCAUACUACACCACUGCUGCCCCUUACUACACUGAGGCUCCAUACUACACCACUGCUGCCUCCUACUACACUGAGGCUCCGUACUACACCACUGCAGCACCCUAUUACACUGAGGCUCCGUACUACACCACUGCAGCACCCUAUUACACUGAGGCUCCAUACUACACCACUGCAGCACCCUAUUACACUGAGGCUCCAUACUACACCACUGCAGCACCCUAUUACACUGAGGCUCCGUACCACACCACUGCAGCACCCUAUUAUGCUGAAACUUACGCUCCCGCCUACAAAUAUGAAGUUCCAGUUUACACCACACCUAGAUAUUACGCUCCUCCAAUCUAUUAAUUAUAGUCCAUUUAUUACCUGGUGUUUAAAGUUAUUAUAUAUUAUUCGGAGCAUGUUAAUAAAUUCUGUUAUACGCUGGA
This is a messenger RNA of Daphnia magna, 2066 nucleotides long. Its product is annotated as DNA-directed RNA polymerase II subunit RPB1. Gene Ontology annotation, cellular component: extracellular exosome. NCBI's taxonomy places the organism in Eukaryota, Metazoa, Arthropoda, Branchiopoda, Diplostraca, Daphniidae. The transcript is spliced from 5 exons. The record is from RefSeq and is a predicted model, not a curated record. Bases 115 to 1986 code for a protein of 623 amino acids.